Messenger RNA from Diospyros lotus (date-plum), 4175 nucleotides. Its product is annotated as FT-interacting protein 1-like. The coding region runs from base 544 to 3723 and encodes 1059 amino acids. The record is from RefSeq and is a predicted model, not a curated record. The transcript has a single exon. NCBI's taxonomy places the organism in Eukaryota, Viridiplantae, Streptophyta, Magnoliopsida, Ericales, Ebenaceae.
AUGUACUAUGUUAGUGUACUUAAAUGGAAAAGGCAGGUGCUUCAUAGAAGGAUUUAACUUAUUUCUAGCAGGAAUUAUGUGAAUUUCUUAUAAAAGAAGAGACAGGAUGCAAUGUGAAGUUGGAAUUCUGCAGCAAGGACGUGAACCCAGAUUCUUAUUUCCAUCGUUUGCCUGGAAAAUCUGAAGAUGUAGAAACAAUUCCUUUGGUUUUUCCUGUUGUGCACAACUAAGAAAAAAUGGCUUCUGUUCUGCUUCACUUUAUCACUUUUGAACAAAGUUUGUGCCUUCCCUCCAUUUCCCUCUUCCUCAUAUUGGGUUUCUCCGCUCUCACAGACAGCUUCUUCUUCAAAACAUUCCUUUCUUUCACAUGAAAGCAAUUGCUACCCCUCGAAACAGAGAGAAAGACGCCUUUACUCUUCCUUUCUUUAUGUUGGUGUUUUCUUAAUCUGGACCUCUUUGCUUCCGAAUAGAGUUUCAGGUUUCUUGUGGGUAGCCACUUCCUAGUUGGUUCCCGCAGCAGCAAAGCAACGCCAGAAAAGGAGCAUGAAGUUGGUGGUUGAAGUUGUAGAUGCUCAUGAUCUUAUGCCCAAAGAUGGAGAAGGCUCAGCUAGUCCAUUUGUAGAAGUUGAUUUUGAAAACCAGUUAAGUCGAACCAGAACUGUUCAUAAGAGUCUCAACCCCAUUUGGAACCAGGAACUUGUCUUCCAUUUCGACAAAACCAAAAACUACCAUCGCCAGUCCAUUGAAAUCUGUGUUUACAAUGAGAGGAGACCUAUUCUUGGCAGAAAUUUUCUUGGAAGGGUAAGGAUUCCUUGCUCGAACAUUGUCAAGAAAGGCGAGGAAGCUUAUCAAACAUUCCCACUAGAAAAGAAGUGGUUUUCCUCGUAUGUGAAAGGUGAGAUAGGCCUCAAAGUUUACCUUUCACCAGAGUCCGAACCAACUUAUCUUCCAUCAUUAUCUCCAUCACGACCACAACCUCGACCACAAACACCAGAAUCACCGCCUUCUGAACCCCUCAACUCAACUCUUUCAGAAUCAUCAACUGCUAAUACAUCAGCCACUUUUCCCAAACUCGAAGUUUCUGUUGCUGAUAGUCCUACAGCUCUCACAUUAAAGCCAGAAAAACAAAAUCCUUCCGUUAAUGUGAUAGAAAGUUCCUCGGUCACAGCAGCAAUUUCCUCGGGGAGGACUCCACCCGAAUUGCCAAAGGAAGGAGUCAAAGAGCCUUCCCUCGAAAAAGCAGACACAAUUCAACAAGUAUAUAAGCACCAAUUUCAUCAGCAACCCGGUUUAUCCCUGGGGAAAAGACAAGAGGGAGUCCACUUAACAAUGCAUCAACAGGCCAAUCCACAGCCACACCCAAGCCACCAGGAAGACUUUGAAUUGAAGGACACCAAUCCCCAGCUAGGCGAGCGGUGGCCAAAUGGAGCAGGAUAUGGUGGAAGGAGAUGGAUGAGCGGAGAGAAGUCUGCAAGCACCUAUGACCUUGUUGAACAGAUCUUUUACCUUUAUGUUCGAGUUGUGAAGGCCAAAGAUCUUCCUCCCAGUGCAAUCACCGCUAGUUGUGAUCCUUAUGUGGAAGUGAAGCUCGGGAAUUAUAAAGGAAGAACAAAGCACUUUGAGAGGAAGAUGAACCCCCAGUGGAACCAAGUCUUUGCAUUCUCAAAAGACCGUGUACAGUCUUCAGUCUUAGAAGUUUUUAUGAAGGACAAAGAGAUGGUGGGAAGAGACGAAUAUCUAGGCAGGGUUGUUUUUGAUUUGAACGAGGUUCCAACCCGGGUUCCACCUGACAGCCCUCUGGCUCCCCAGUGGUACAGAUUGGAGGAUCGUGAUGGGGGAGGGACGGUGAGGGGAGAAAUUAUGCUCGCGGUUUGGAUGGGAACACAAGCAGAUGAAGCUUUUUCCGAUGCAUGGCACUCAGAUGCUGCCUUUGUCCAAGGAGAGGGUGUUUCUAGCACCCGCUCAAAGGUUUAUGUCUCACCAAAACUUUGGUAUCUCAGAGUAAAUGUCAUUGAAGCUCAGGACAUCAUGCCAAAUGACAAAAGCCGCGCGCCUGAAGUUCUUGUUAAAGCUCAGGUGGGGCACCAAGUGCUAAGAACUAAGAUAUGCCCCACUCCUACAAUAAACCCUUUUUGGAAUGAAGAUUUAGUUUUCGUUGCUGCUGAGCCUUUCGAGGAACAAUUGAUCCUUACCGUUGAGGAUCGAGUGCACCCUUCAAGAGAUGAUGCGCUGGGGAGGAUAAGUCUACCAAUGAGCAUUUUUGAAAAGAGGCUUGACCACCGGCCAGUUCAUUCUCGCUGGUUCAACCUGGAGAAGUUUGGUUUUGGUGUUCUGGAGGCUGACAGGAGGAGAGAAUACAAAUUCUCAAGCAGGGUACAUGUAAGAGUCUGCCUUGAAGGUGGAUACCAUGUGCUCGAUGAAUCAACUCUGUACAUAAGCGAUCAGCGUCCAACAGCACGUCAACUCUGGAAGCAACCGGUUGGAAUAUUAGAAGUUGGCAUACUAGGUGCACAAGGGCUUCUGCCAAUGAAGACCAAGGAUGGAAGAGGAAGCACAGAUGCUUAUGUUGUAGCAAGAUAUGGGCAGAAAUGGGUCAGGACCAGAACAAUUCUCGACUCUUUCGGUCCCAAAUGGAAUGAGCAGUAUACGUGGGAAGUCUACGACCCCUGCACUGUGUUAACAUUGGGAGUUUUCGACAAUUGCCAUUUGGGAAUCGAGAAACCGGGAGCCAGCACAGCACGAGAUUCACGGAUAGGGAAGGUACGCAUUCGCUUGUCAACGCUAGAAGCUCACCGAAUUUACACGCACUCUUACCCACUUCUUGUUCUGCAUCCAACCGGAGUAAAGAAAAUGGGUGAUCUCCAGUUAGCAGUUCGAUUCACUAGCCUGUCCCUAGCUAACAUGAUAUACCUGUACGGCCAUCCAUUGCUGCCCAAAAUGCACUAUCUACAUCCUUUCACCGUCAACCAAGUCGACAAUUUGAGGUAUCAAGCAAUGAAUAUAGUGGCAACGCGGCUUGGCCGGGCUGAACCGCCACUCAGGAAGGAGGUUGUAGAGUGCAUGCUGGAUGUAGAUGCUCACAUGUGGAGCAUGAGAAGAAGCAAAGCUAACUUCUUCCGGAUGAUGUCACUGCUCUCAGGCGUGAUUUCUGUGAGCAGAUGGCUCGGGGAUGUUUGCCACUGGAAGAACCCUGUCACAUCAGUUCUAGUCCAUAUUCUCUUUCUGAUACUAAUCUGGUACCCCGAGCUGAUACUCCCGACUCUGUUUCUCUACAUGAACCUCAUCGGGCUUUGGAACUACAGGUUUCGACCAAGGCACCCACCCCAUAUGGAUAUCAAGCUCUCUUGGGCAGAAGCAGUGCACCCAGAUGAGCUCGACGAAGAGUUUGACACAUUCCCUAGUUCUAAGUCACAUGAUGUGGUUCGAAUGAGGUACGACAGGCUUAGAACCGUGGCGGGGAGGAUCCAAACUGUGGUGGGAGACAUAGCGACACAAGGGGAGAGGUUUCAGUCGCUGCUCAGCUGGAGAGAUUCGAGAGCCACCAGUCUCUUCGUGGUGUUCUGUCUCUGUGCAGCAAUGGUGCUUUAUGUGACACCGUUUAAGGUGGUGGCUUUAGUUGCAGGACUGUACAUGCUGCGACACCCAAGGUUCCGAAGCAAGCUGCCUUCUGUUCCGAGCAAUUUCUUCAAGAGACUGCCAGCGCGAACAGACAGCCUGCUCUAGACUCUGCUGCUGCAUUUGUUUCUUUAUAUACUUCAUUGUAGGUUCAUACUCAUUGCUGGUGCAUUGUGUUUUCAACCAUUUUCUAUUUGCUAUGGUGGCUUCCUAUUAACAAAGCAACACUGUGUUUGACUUCGUACGGGCAUUGAAGGUAGCAUCCAACGAGUAACACCAUUUGGGUCAUAAGGAAACAGAUUACCAAGUCCGUACAUACUCAUCAGUACAGCAAGCAGCUAGGAGAAUAACACCCAUAAAGCAUAGAAAUUUAGCGGCCAAUAUGUUCAAUGUCAUUUCAGCAUUAACUACAUGGCUUUAGACAUACCAUCCAACCGAGAGACUUGUAAUGGCCCUAAUUACCAAAGAUUUGAAAUGAUAUGUAAGACUCACAAGCACACCAUUAGCAUAACAUCACAUUCAGUUUGUGCAAGUUACUCAUCAACCAACCACCAAAGAGC